This is a messenger RNA of Salvelinus fontinalis (brook trout), 2830 nucleotides long. It is a transcript of the gene hsd17b3, whose product is annotated as hydroxysteroid (17-beta) dehydrogenase 3. Bases 126 to 1082 code for a protein of 318 amino acids. The record is from RefSeq and is a predicted model, not a curated record. Gene Ontology annotation, molecular function: testosterone dehydrogenase (NADP+) activity. Lineage: Eukaryota; Metazoa; Chordata; Actinopteri; Salmoniformes; Salmonidae. Gene Ontology annotation, cellular component: endoplasmic reticulum. The transcript has 12 exons.
ACACUCCCCAGUGUGUAUGUCUGGGCUGAGGAAUUGUGUUGUGGUCAGAGCAGACACACAUUCUCACACACAGGCCGAGUUUGUUGUUGCAGCCAGACAAUCUUAAAGAGCCAGUGGAUCUUGCCAUGGAUUUAAUGGAGCUGUUCUUUGUCUGCCUUGGUGCUGCAGUCGUAGUCUUUUAUGGAGUGAAAAUGGUCCGCUUCGCUAAGAUGCUUUAUCCCAGAGUUUGCUUUCCGCAGCCAGAUUCUUUCUUUACAUCAAUGGGAGAGUGGGCAGUGGUCACUGGUGGGUCAGACGGGAUAGGGAAGGCUUACGCCUUUGAGCUGGCAGGACGUGGGCUGAACGUGGUGAUCCUGAGCAGAACCAAGGACAAACUGGACCGGGUGGCACUGGAGAUAGGAGAAACCACGGGUCAGAAAGUGAAAGUGAUCGUAGCCGAUUUCACUGAGGAUGACAUGUACGAACACAUUGAGGAGAACCUGAAAGGCUUAAAUAUCAGUGUAUUAGUGAACAACGUGGGGAUUCUGCCUAGUCAUAUUCCCUGCAAGUUCCUGCAGACUAAGGACCUGGAACAGCCUCCGUCCCCGCGGGAUGCCUUUUGCUUUUUGAGAAUUACAAAAGUGAUCAACUGCAAUGUGAAAGCCUUGGUCAAGAUGUGCCAAAUAGUCCUGCCAGGGAUGGAGAAGAGAGGGAAGGGAGUGAUCGUGAACAUCUCCUCUGGUGUUGCCAGUGUUCCCUCCCCCAUGUACACCAUGUACUGCGCAUCAAAGGUGUUUGUGGAGAGGUUCUCUCAAGGUCUGCAGGCUGAAUAUAAAGCAAAAGGAAUCAUGAUACAGGCAGUGGCUCCAUUUGGGGUGUCCACCCCCAUGACGGGCUACCAGAAGUCCAACAUGGUGACGCUGACAGCGGAGGACUUUGUCAGGACAUCCCUGGAGUACCUCCAAGCCGGGGACAAGACCUACGGCAGCAUCUGUCACACAGUACUGGGUUGGAUGGUACAGGCUGUUCCUCAGCAGAUCCUCCACAGUGAGACCAUGCAGGACAGUCUACUGGAGUAUGUGAAGAAAAGAGUGGGGACAUAGGUCAUAGGAGAUCACCUGCAACACAUGCACUAUUUUAGCAUCAUGUACUGUAUGCUUGUCUGUAAAUAAUAUGAUGCCUUUUAAAUAACUUUUUCAUAUGUAUGUUUUUCUAAAACAAGAGGACUGUAAAAUACAUUUUUAACUCAUACUUCUAGUAAGUUGAACUCAAAAUCAAUGUUUAUGUGAUACUGACUCAAAAUGAGAAGUCACACCAACUUUUCCCAGCAUGCUCUGCUGCAGGUCGAUUUUUUGGAAUCUGUGUUUUUUAAUAUACGUUGAGUGAUUGAUUAAUCUUAUACUACACAAAGAUAAAUAACAUACCUUUUUAUAAACUAAUCCAAUAAUUUUGUUUGAAUUUUUAACUUGUUACUGAAAUGGUUUAACUUGUUACUGAAAUGGUUCCAGGUUAAAUGGCUUAGGCGGUCUCCUCCCAUUGUUCCUAACCCUCCUGGCAGUCAUUAUCAGGUUGCGGGUGAAUACAAAUUUCAACUGUUGGAUAGCCUAACUGGCUGGAUUCCAAUAGAAGUUACAGCAUAAUGUGACGUGCAGGUAGAAGUUAAAACACAAGUAAAUUUCCCCCUUUGGAAGAUUCCUCGAAAGACUUCCUCGAUUUACAAAUCUGGGAAUUUUGGGAAAGUUACCAGAAUUCUGCAAUCCUACUUGAAGGACUGAUGUGACCUGUAAACCAUGAGUUUCAGGCCAUUGUAUAAAGGUAUAUAAAAUAAGACCUUAUAAGAUAUGUAAUGUAUUGUCAUAAAGAGUUUAAUUAUCAUAGGAACUCAGUUAUUGAAGGCCACAGGACUGAAAGUUAAUGAAUUCAACAACCAUGUCUCUGUCACUAACAAAUACUGUCAUGGGUGGUAACUCUACAAUUCAUUUGAAAAGGAAAUUAUAUUUAACAUUUUCAAGCUGAUAUAACUAAAAUACGGACCCCCUACAGGGUCACAGUGACUCUAUCGGUUUGAGUAAUUACAACAAAUUCACUUUAUGUAACUGUACUCAGAUAUAUUUAGUGCAACAGGUUUCCUCAAAAGUUUUACAGUGAGGGAAGAGAGGGCCGGUGGCACUGUUGUCUUACUGGGCCAAUCAACUACGUGAACGUGUCUCAUGUUUCAACCUCUCUCUGAGCUCUAGGCUAAAGCCAACACAGAGGAAGACAGAACGCUUCUGAAAUGUUGCUUUUUGAGUGAACUGUUUUGUUUUUACUGAUUAUAUUUGAGUUAAGGCUAAUUGAUCAAAUUGAGGUAAUCAGUUUCUCCCACAAAAAAAGUCUGUCAAUUUACAGUUACAUUUGAGUAAUGGUAAAUUAUAGUUUCUAAGUAAGGUGGGUGUCACGUUCCUGACCGGUUUUCUGUUAUUUUGUAUGUGUUUGACGGUCAGGGCGUGAGUUUUGGGUGGGUAGUCUAUGUUGUGUGUUUCUAUGUUUGUUAAGGGUGACCUGAUAUGGCUCUCAAUUAGAGGCAGGUGGUUUUCAUUUCCUCUGAUUGAGAGCCAUAUUAAGGUAGGUGUUUUCACAUUGUUUGUUGUGGGUGGUUGUCUCCUGUGUCUGUGUAUGUUACGCCACACGGGACUGUUUUCGGUUUUGUUUGUUCGUUCGUUUAAUGUAGUCAGUUUUCCUGUUAUUGCGUUCUUCGUGUUUUCUGUAAGUUCGUCGUCCAGGUCUGUCUACGUCGAUUAUUUGUUUUGUAAUUAUUCAAGUGUUCGUCGUGUUUUUUGUUUUGUUUAAUAAAUACUAUGUCGAACUACAA